Molecule: messenger RNA, 588 nt
Organism: Ruditapes philippinarum (Manila clam)
Lineage: Eukaryota; Metazoa; Mollusca; Bivalvia; Venerida; Veneridae
Product: acetylcholine receptor subunit beta-like
Exons: 1
Coding region: 1-588 (195 amino acids)
Biological process (GO): chemical synaptic transmission; signal transduction; regulation of membrane potential
Cellular component (GO): synapse; neuron projection; membrane
Molecular function (GO): extracellular ligand-gated monoatomic ion channel activity; neurotransmitter receptor activity; transmembrane signaling receptor activity
Source: RefSeq, a predicted model, not a curated record
AUGGAGAAUCUUCAUAUGUCGUUAUUCACUGGCUAUAACAAAAAUGUGCGUCCAAUAACGGAUCAAAGCUUGACCAUUGACGUAAAAGUAUUUAUGUUUAUAAAGUCAAUAAAAGAAUUCGACGAAGUGGAUGAAAAAUUUGCUUUUGUUGCAGCCUUGCAACUUCACUGGAUGGAUGAAAAGUUACGUUGGGACAAAAAGCUAAAUGGUGGAAUCGAGCAAAUAACAGUAUCUUACGAUGACGUAUGGGUACCAGAACUGACUUUGUCAAGUCCUUCUUCAAAAGGAACAACAAUAGGUAAAUCUUCAGACAGAAUCCGUGUUAAUGAUUGGGGUGAAACUGAGUGGAUGCCAGCGGGGCUCAUUGAAAGCACGUGCAACGUUAACGCUAAUAAAUUUCCCUUUGAUACUCAGAGUUGCGAUAUCAAAUUUAUGUCCCUAGGGUACAAGAGCAAUGAAGUGAAUCUUGUAGCUGGAGUUCAAUACAUUGUAUAUUCUCCUCAUGCAUUAUGGGAUGUCACUGGAUCAGCAGUAAAAACGACGCUUUUAGGAUCUGAUCAUGAGGUUGAAAUAACGUUCACUAUAUAG